AUGGCUAUCAAGAAUUUGAGAUCGCACCUCUCCAAGGAGGCUGCUGGAAGAAAGAACUCUCCUUUAAAAUCAGCAUUCAAGUACUACGGAAAAGAUAACAUCGUUUUCCUUGGAGGAGGUUUGCCUAUGGCAGACUACUUCCCUUGGGAGAAGAUUGAGGCAUCAUCACCAGCUCCACCAUUCACAACUCCUGCCGGUAUUGCUGAGAAGCCAUCGGUGACCGGAAAUGAGGUUAAAACAAUUCUUGAAAAAGGCCCAACAGGCAAGUUGGAUAUUCCUUUGGCACGUUCUCUUCAAUAUGGACAUACGGACGGUCAACCUGAGCUAAAGGAGUUCUUCAGGGAGCACACAGAGAUUAUUCACCAUCCUCCAUACAAGGAAUGGGACAUCAUCCUCACUAUUGGUAGUACCGAGGCCUGGGAUGCCACUUUGAGGACUUUCUGUGAUCCUAAUGACUACGUUCUUGUUGAGGAGCAUGCCUUUUCGUCAGCUAUAGAGACUGCACGUGCUCUUAACGUGAACUUCGUGCCAGUGCCAAUGGAUGAGUAUGGAAUUAUCCCAGAGAAAAUGGCCAAAAUUCUCGAUAACUGGGAUUCUUCAAAGCCAUUGCCUAAGAUUCUUUACACAGUGCCAACUGGCCAGAACCCAACUGGUUCAUCUUUGUCAAACGAGAGAAGAAAGGAGAUCUACGCUUUGGCAUGCAACAAGGAGCAAGAUGCCACCAAACUGCCUGUUCCAACCCACGAGCAGUUCUUGAAAUCGCUUGUCAAGUCAUUCCUAUCGAUAGAUGUUGAGGGUAGAGUUGUCAGAUUGGAUUCAUGCUCUAAAGUGCUUGGUCCAGGUACUCGUUUGGGAUGGAUUAUUGCUCAGCAGGAAUUGUUAGAGAGGUAUGUUCGUGUUCAUGAGGUGACUAUCCAGUCUGCCUCUGGUUUCACACAGUCAAUUGUCAAUGGUUUGCUUCAGAGAUGGGGCCAGGAUGGUUACAUCGACUGGUUGAUUGGUCUCAGAAAGGAAUAUACCAUCAAGAGAGACUUCACCAUCCACUGCCUCGAGAAAUACAUGCCAGACGUUGUUAGCUGGACUCCACCUGUUGCCGGUAUGUUCUUCACCGUUGUGAUCGAUGCUGCAAAGCACCCUGACUUUGCCACAAAGUAUGAUAGUGACCCAAAGAAGCUUGAAACCGCUAUUUACGAAAAAGCCAUCGAGAAAGGUGCUUUGAUGAUCCCAGGAUCUUGGUUCAACGUUCCUGACUGCGAGCUGUCCAAGACUACCAAGUUCUUCUACAGAGGUACAUAUGCUGCUGUUGAUCUUCCUAAGUUGGAUGUUGGUAUUCACCGGUUUGGUGACGCUGUCAAGGAUAUUUUCAAAUUGUGA
Molecule: messenger RNA, 1374 nt
Organism: Brettanomyces bruxellensis
Lineage: Eukaryota; Fungi; Ascomycota; Pichiomycetes; Pichiales; Pichiaceae
Exons: 2
Coding region: 1-1374 (457 amino acids)
Biological process (GO): aromatic amino acid catabolic process; L-tyrosine biosynthetic process
Molecular function (GO): pyridoxal phosphate binding; L-2-aminoadipate:2-oxoglutarate transaminase activity; aromatic-amino-acid:2-oxoglutarate transaminase activity
Source: RefSeq, a predicted model, not a curated record